UCUUCACUGUUACUGCCAGACACCGGUCUUUGCACUUUUGCCACAUGGUGAGGGUGAUGCAAGAACUGUAGGAAUCUGCGGCAAUUUUAUGCAAUAUUUGUGGUAUUUAAAGACCUACCAACUUACCCAGUAGCCCGACAACGAUGGAAGAUAUGGCGGAGCAAGCACAGAAUAUGACAAUCGGUGAACUGUACACCUCUGAGAAGGAGGGUAAUGAUGACUCAGGUGAUGGUACCCAGGGGAAACCCUUCAAGACUGUCUUACAGGCCAUCAGACAUGCAGGAAAAGAGCCAUUUCCGUCCAUCUUGGUUGAUGGAAAGAAAGAGGGACAGAGAUGGGAGCCAGUUUCUCAGGCCCAGCUGAAGAAACAGAAGAAGAUCUGGCAGAGGGAACAGCACAAGGCUGCUGACAAGGAGAAGAAGGAGGUAAGACUGGAAAACAUCAAAAUAUUGCAAGUACUAAAUGUGUAG
Molecule: messenger RNA, 470 nt
Organism: Branchiostoma floridae (Florida lancelet)
Lineage: Eukaryota; Metazoa; Chordata; Leptocardii; Amphioxiformes; Branchiostomatidae
Product: asparagine--tRNA ligase, cytoplasmic-like
Exons: 4
Coding region: 144-470 (108 amino acids)
Source: RefSeq, a predicted model, not a curated record